AUGAUCAUCUCCAAAGAAAUCGCCGAGGCAAUAUGCGCUGAAUUACCCGACGCCGACUUCGACAAUUAUUUGCCCGAAGUCGCGGCGAUGAAUAUGAUAAAUAGACUUUGCGGUGCCCUGAGUCCCAAUUCUCCCCCCUCUCAACCUUCACCUCCCGGUAUGAUAGACGGAAAACGCUCUAAGAAAUACCCUCGGGAAUUCGUAUGCAACAGAGUUACCGGUAACGACGGAAGUCCCUUAUACCGAAAACGAUCAGCGGGAAGACGUCGGCAAUUUGGCAAUCGUAAGCAUGCGAACCGGUGACAUACAAGUCGGUAACCGUGGGGUUGUUUCGUAUUCGCCUUUGCUUUUAAAGGCAAACAAAGUUUACGUAAACGUGGAAAACUGCAAUUCCGGGAAAUGAAUUUGGUACAUUCGUAAGUACGUAAGCAAAGUCCUCGACAUGGCUGUUUUUGGCCUGCAACACGAAAGGAGGUAAAGGGAUAUGGACAUAGAAUUCAGUGACAUCGCACAGUAUUGGACUGGAAGAUGCGUCAACAGUCACAAAGUCGUGUGGCUGACUCUUUCUUUUCCCAUCCAUGAGCACGUCCAGGUGUUGUUCACUUGCAGUACACUUAGUGAAUGGGCAAUGCAUUUACUUUACCGAUGCAAAUGUGCAAAAGGUCACCGGCAACACACAUUAACUGUGUUCUUCCCGUUAAAUCGAACUGACGCGUUUGCAAAAACACUGCCGUAUUCGAAAGUGUCUACGUAUUACACAGGGAAUGCGUGCAGAAAACCUCUUGUACGACGCAAGCGAGAGCGAGUCGACGGACACCUUGGCAUAUUCAAAAUAACUGCGAUAGGCAGCCAGCACAGCAUGCAUCCAAAUCACGACCAGUGCUUCUUACUCUGCAGGGUUUUGGUGAAUGUUGUUGGUUAAACGUCUUUCCAGCAAUUGAAAUCUGUCAACGGCCUUCUGCAUGUCACUUUCCGCAGUGCAUGCCAGACUCUCAAUUUAUUGGAAAACUACCGAUACUGGGAUGGAUGCAUUAGUGUUGCAUGCAACACGUCCCAUCCACAUGGAAUUCGUUCAUUGUUUACAAUCAUAAUGACCGCCUGCUCUACUUCAUCUCCAACAGUUUUGUGGGAGAAAUCGCACAUGGCUGAGGAUAUCUUCCGUCGACUACGCAAGGAAAAUUCCAAAUGCGGAUUUCACAGCAGGAAUCUACAGCGAGGCGUUAAUAGUGAUUGGGAAUAUAUACGUAAGAAAUCGCGAAAAAAGUUCCCUGUCAACCCGGAAUGUCCUCAUCCAACCGGUUUUUUGUUGUUUUGUUAGAUCUGGAUUUGCGCCGUGAGCAAAAAAAGCGCUCGAGGCCCUCGAUCGAACGCUGCAAGAUUUGCGCGGAAACAGCAGACCAUUUGGAGACACUACUGCUACUGCUUUCAGGAGACUUCAGGCAAACAGUGCCUGUAAUUCCUCCAUCAGCAACAGCGGACAAAAUAAAUGCCUGCCUGAAAUACGCUUCUUUUUGGCGCCAAAUGCAGACGGUAAAAUUAACCGCAAAUAUGCGUGUCCAGCUGGAAAACUACCGAUCAGCUGAGGUAUUCUCACAGUAAUUGCUGGCGAUUGGGAAUGCAACGAUGCCCGCUGAUCCGACUUCGGGAAGGAUUUCCCUACGUCUUUGCUUCGGCAAUUUAGUGUCCUCAAAAGAGGAAUUGGUUGAAAAGGUGUUUCCCACUAUUAAGACCACUUUCACCAAUCAGGACUGAUUGAUUGAACGAGCUAUUCUUGCGGCCAAAAACAAACACGUCUACCACCUUAACCAUAUUAUUCAGUCUAAGAUUUAACACGAGGCAGUCACAUACAUGUCCGUCGACACCGUUGUGGAAGCGGACGAGGCUGGUUAAUUAUCCAACAGAAAUUUUAAAUUCACCUGAGCCACAUCAACUCGUGGCCGGGCCCGGCUAGUGAUACUAUGGAAACCUUCAACAAGAUACGGAAUACGCGCAUGGAUGCCCCGGAAAAAGAAAGACGGUGACUUCAUUAAUCAGAUACAACGACGGCUAACAAAAAUGGUGGACGGUCGUAUGACUCCCAUAUCUAGAAAGACCGAUCAAGGGAAUUUGUCAUCUCUAUCCUAUAUAAAAAAGACGUGCAACCGGCUCGGUCAUUUUGCAUUAUCUGCGGACAUGGCUGUUCGCCCAAACCAGGACACUCCCUCAAGUUUACAGCCAUUACUCACUGUGCCGUCAUCCGCACAAGAUAAAACGCGAAUAGGCGCGCCCAAACCAAAGGAAGUUUUCUUUCAUCAGUGGGUAGUUCGACCGUGCAGCUCACUCACAAGUGAAAUAGUGAUUUCCGAUACUAUUAAUGUGCGCAAAAGGCAGAUGGAUUGUUUGAUUUUUGACAAAUGACGCCUCUCACUGCGGGUAAGUCAUGAACGUUACCUCCUGAUUUCACUCCAUGUAUAACGCAUCACUACACUUUCGAUGCAGUGUUUCCAUGCUGACUAUGCGUAGUCGUAUCACUAACCUCUACAGUGAAUGAGCAUGGCCGUCAAGAGUUUCGCUCGUAGCCAUCAAACAUAUGCAUAUGAGCACAAAGACGGCGAAUUCACUGCUUAUCAUCUUUUCACACCAUUCCUGACUAUGAAAAGACAACGGGAAACUAAAUCAAAAUAAAAAUAUUGUCUCCGUGUCAAGGAAUUCCGCUGCCUAAUGAGCCACGGAGAAGUGCCUUUGUACAUAGAAUUGGUGGCAGACACCGUUUAUCACAGUCCGUGUUGUAACUUUGCUGGACUCCAGUUGGCUGCAGCUAAACACAGGGUUAUUUGACGUGCACAUUCCGUGAGGAAUAAGACUCAUACAUGCGCAAAUGAGAGUUAGGUUUGUGCCCUCUACCCAUGACUAUAAGAUUUGGGGUAUACGGCGUGUGAAUAUAAGCCGCGUCACAUGGUGGGCCAUGCCAAGCUUCUAUUAAAAUUCGAAUUCUAACCGCUACCAAGCUAUGUUUUCGAGGAAUAUGCGCAGAUAAAUUAAAAGUCCUAUCCAUUUGAACUUUUUCCAAAACACGCUUUCGGUUCUAUGGUUAAUCUUGUUUCAGCUGCUUUGAUUUUGUUUCCCGUAUGUUUGCCUUUGGUCUCCUAGCUUCUUCUUGGUAUUUGAGUUCAUAGUGCGAUUUAAACGCUUGUCUUACCAUGUCGUUUCAUUGCCAGUGCACUUUGGUGCAUUUACAUCAUAAAAUUCGCGUUAUUGCCUUGAAGUUUACAACAGUUACCUUUCUCACUUUAGUCAAAUACGUCUUAGACCUUUCUUUGGGUCACGACUUGCGUACACUUGUCAGAGAAUUCGUGAUUUAUUAGGGCGACCGAAUAAAAGUCGCUAUCUUAUAAAUAUCAGGUAGAGUUUGACAAUCUUGAGACCGCAAAUUUCCGGGUUUCGGUGCGCAGUUUGAACUUCUCAUCAUUCCCGGCCGGACCUUCGUGUUGUAUACGCUAUCGCUUAGGUACUGUGUCACCUCUAUGUGUUUUCCCUUCCACAGUUAUGUUAUGUUAAAAUUCGUUUUUGUAAUUUACCUUCAUUAGCAUUUUCUGUCGCGGGAGCUCUGGUGAAUCAGGAUACCCUGUAGCAAUAGUAUAUGGCCUCGAUAUCGGGUAGAUAGCAUAUUUUCGAUAUAUGUAUAUCGAGUGGAUAGCGUUUUUGUCCGGCGGUCUUAUAUGAAGUAGAUAUCGAAUUUUCGAUACACUCGAAAAACGGCGGUAGCAGCACGCAUAGAAAUUUACGCAACCCGGGUUGCGUACUUCCGUGGGAAAAGGGCCCUUUUCCCACGGAAGUACUACUGUUUUAUGCUAAAUCGACCUAUAUUGCUUCUGUAGCCCCUUCCCGUCCUCCCCAACUAUCUACCGUAGUCUCAAUUUGGAUAACAAACGUAUAAAAUAGCUGAAAGUACCCACAACACUUUGAAGUCGUAUGAGUCGGCAGGUGUAUAUAAAAAAACAAAGAAAUAGACAUUUAUAUUAAUAUUUACAUUGUCGUUGGUCCAUAUCGGGUCUGUUCAUUGUGGAAGUGGACGUGGUCCCUGUUGAAGAUCCCAGUAUUGGAUUUACAUUUAAGAGUAGUGUAUACUUGAUAAAGAAGGAACACUUACCGCCCGCUUGAUUCAGGUUGUUAGCCUUUUGCACUUUUUUUGACAUUGUCCAGUGACCGUUUAAUUCGUUUUGUAAUGGACGACUCCAACUCGACAAGCGUCUCUUUGUCGUCCCCAUUCCAACUCCCGAAGACGUUUGUGGAUAGAGCAGUGAUCACUAAUUAUCGAGAACGUACCCUUGAUGACCUCGUACGUCGCCGAAUCGAAAAGACCCUCCCUCAUCUUUCGUCCUUUGGAGUUUAUGUGGAGAUUGAUAUCAACCACGAAUAGGGCAUAGAAAACUCUUUUUUGGAGUCAUCGAGGGAACGGCCACCUAGGCAGGUCAGAUAGGACCGCCUUUCCCAAUUCACUGCGAACUUCACUGUCCGCAAGUCCGGCGUUUAGUACGCAGAAAUCCGCAGCCGUUCUUCAAGAACGGCCUACGGGAUUUACGGGAAGCCGAGUAGUAAUGAAGGCCUUAGCAGGGGAGUCACAGAUUACUGCUUCGACCACACAGCGUGCUGCUUGUCUUUCGUCCUUGAUGAGCAGUCCCUUUUCCUGUAGACAUCGUAUCUCCUUAACGAAUGAAGUACAGAAAGCGUGGACGUUAGACGGUUUCCCAUCGCCGCAAUAUAUGCCUACUGGAAAGAGGUUACUGGCGAACAGCCGCACUAUUCUUCCCAAUAUUUCGUCGCCAUAUCGCGUAAUUCGACGUCUUCUUGUUCUCUUGGACUCCUCCCUAAACAUAAUGACAAUAGGGCAAAGAAAAUAAGCAGAUAGAUGGCAAUAACAAAAAAGAACCAGAAGGGUGCAACAUAGCCACGCGCUCCACGCUGUCGGCGUCGAACAUUCCCGCUAUGACAAUUAUAACCAUAUAUUGUCCUUAUUCCCCCGAAUUAAUCUGACCUAAAUCUUUUAUAAAAAUGUAGGAACCAUGCCUGUAGAAGAUCGUAGGUUGAGUGGUGUUUGGCGAUUACGAAGGUUUUAUUAACGUAUAGACGAAAAAAGUCCACAUCAGGACGACCUCUACCCUCGGCGCUCGCAAUGCAAUUCCGGGGUAACGUUGCAUUAGCAGGUGACUAACCAUGUACUAGUAGCUCUAAUUAUUGCUGUGUGUGAUUGAUUAUCUGACUGGCGGAGGCGACACAAUCCGCGCGAGCAAUGCGUUCGUCGAAGGGGGAGCUUCAGGUACUCCGCACUUUACUUCGUCCGAUAAGUCUCUUUAUCAAACCAUGGGACUGUCAGAUCUGCUGUCGCAGAUCGUCGCACGUGAAAAGGUAUAGUCCGCGGCACAAUCGAGGCCAGCUAGAUCAGGCACGAUCUCAACCGCACCAUGUACAAGUACAUGGGGCUCCUGCUCAGCUUACUAGCACAUUCGUUCGAACUCGACGCGCAGCGCAAAAUCGAUGCGAUACGUGUGUUAUUUAGCCCCUUAUUGUCACGUGCGAACGGGCUGCUGGGCAGAUUGAACCCAACAGGCACCAGCAAGAGUUAGCCAGUCACAGAACUGGCCGCGGACCAGCACUAAUGUCAGUAGGAUUUAACAAUGUACGAGUGCAUUGUUAUCAGGGUUCUUGUAGUUAGGUCGGUUUUUUCGUAGCCACGGGAAUCUUCAACCAUUCGCAAACCCUGCUCGAGUAUGUGACGAUCGUUCUUUGCCAAAAUCUGAGAAGUCAUCUUGUUUUCUCUCUCUUCGGGUUUUAUCAGUGUCUUCAUAUCUUUGAUGUCAUCUGGAUAGUGUUCCACGCUGACUCCGGAGGACUAGACGUAGAAGCCAGUUCAUUUCAAAUGAGAUCACAGUUUCACCAAAUUCACCUUGUUUGACCCAUAUUUUGAAAUAGGGAUGUAAGGCUAAAUUGACUGUCCUUCCGUAAGCCAUUUCCUCAACUUAUUUGUUUGACUUACUGCCUCAGGUUCUGAUUCAGCCUGAAAGCUCAUAAAAUAUAAACUACCCUUUUCGAUGCUCGGGUCCAUCUCAUAAUUGUAGAUCUUGUAAUCAUCCAUUGUGCCAGCAUCUGUGUAGUUAAUACCAAACACCUGAGAGUAAAUAGGGAAUGUGCAACCCGAACCAGAAGUGAGCCAGUUAUUGCUGUGUGACCGAGCACCGGUUUGUCGAAUUGUCUGAUUACACCAGACUAGUGUGGUCUCAUGACAUGCCGGAUGUUGGACCUCAUCCAAUGAGGCUCGUCCCCUUGUUUUAAGAUUCGGGGCUCCACCUCCGAACCCGGUGGCACCGGGGCCGCACCUGCACUUUAUCUCCGCAACCCGUGCCGUAUACACCAGGAUCUGCUAAAACAGCGUUUAUACUAUUCAUAGAUGUUUUGGCAGAUUUUGAAUAAUUCAUAUGGAUCCAAUUGUGAAAAACGGCGCCUCAGUGGGACUUUUACUCACACAGUCAGGAGUUUAUGCUAUUCAAAAUAACCAUAAUAUCACGUUUGGUGUAUUUUAGUCGUUGCGAUGACGUUAAUUUAGCAUAAUCACAGUGCACCUAUGCGGAUUUUAAGAUUGGGAGUUUUCAAAGGGUUGUAAUGGUCACAUCCACCGAAACGGUAUUGUUAACCUGUAAUAAUGGUAGAAAAACGUCAAAACAACCGGGAAUGGAGUCAGGCGCAGUCUAAAAGACCCGUCUGCGAUUAUUACACGCGUCCUAUUCCACACAUAAUGUACCAGGCUUUCGUAAGGGGGUUCGGGUCUCACUUUCGUGAGAGUCGUAGAGGCCACAAUUGUAGUCUGGCUCUGUCCUGAGAGGGAACGAGUAUUCCCGUCAAUUGACAAACUUCCAAACCGCGAUUCUUGGUGUGUCGUUACAUUCGAGCGUAGCAGCCUUUGUAUAAUGAUGAAUGCGCUGAUAUGCCGAGGUGCUGGAUUCCUCAUCGCCGGUCUCUCUCUUUUCCCUCUCCCAUGCACCAGUCAACUGUCCGACCCUGAUAAUAAAUGGGAAAUGAGACUGGACGCAAAAUUUUACGUCUAAGACGCGCCUCGCACGCUUGCGUGACUGUAAGCCUGAACUCAUGUAGUCCGAUAAACUCGUAUUCUGAGCUAGUAUGACCCACGCUCUGGGCCAGCGUAGGCUGUUGUGGGAACCAAGCGCCUACCGAUAAGAAUGUAGUCAGUGGGUUCAGCAGCUCCUUAUCAUUAGAAAACAAAACUAACAGGUGCAUUUUCGAGUGUCUUAUUAUCCGACUCAAAUAACCGGACAGACGAGUGAUGUGCAUAUCAUUAUUAGAAGGGGUGCGUGUUGUGCGUGUGGGUCACUAGGAGUAGACUCGUCGCUGCAUGCAACAUGGAUUUUCACUGUGUCUUAGCUUACUAGUUACCAUGCUUAGCAGCAGCCAAUGAUUGACAUCCUGACAUGUCGACUGUCGCAGAUUAUUCCGGAGUAUCAUGUUACUGGUGGGGUCUACUGUCCCUCGCAGUUUACUUUUUCAGACCAUGCGUUAACUGUGGCAGUCAACAGUCACAGUAUUGUAACAGCUAUCUUUAUGACCUUUUUAUAGGUAACUGAUUUGCCUGAUCGGUGCUCAACGACACCUGACGUUAGUGCCACUGCAUGGUCCACAGCAUCAUAAUCUUUUUGAUCCGAAGGUCUGCCUAUAUUUCACCAGUCUUCAUUAAAGGUCGCUUCGUUGCCCGCUACCUGUGUGCUUGGCGGGUAGCCCAGAGGCCGUAUUUUAGGGCUCCUGUUGCCCCACGUCAUGAAUGAUCGUCUUCUAUUGCAGCCGGUCAAAGGCCUAUUACCGUGCAAAGUUGAUCUACUUCGCGUUCUGGCCCUGCAUACUGAAGUCUACAGGGCGGAAAUGCACUCAAUGCCAGCUUUCAUCGGGUUCACUCGUAUCGCCGGUCAGCCACUUUGACACUGUGUCUGGCCAUGACCUGGUGUAGACGAAUUACCUCAUUUGGAGAAAAGGGCACGAGUGUUUGUAUUCCAAACACAUUAUGAUACCAUUAUCUGUAGGCAUAAUGAGAUGGAUAGGUCCGCAUAAUCGACCGAACGACCGACUAGGAAAAGGCACCCCUCGGGAUUGAUGGUUGUCAACUUGAAGAAGUAGGCAGUUUUAAAUACCUUGGGGCGAGGCCACUGCCUAAUGGACGGAGUAAGGACGACAUUGUCUCCCGAAUCGAUGCUGCCCGCUGGGUUUUCUCAAGCCUUCGGAAAUGCCUAUGGAACCGACGUGACCUCUCCAUCGGCACCAAGAUUCGCGUGUACUGUGCAUCUGUCCGACCUGUCCUUCUCUACGGUUGUGAAUGCUGGGCUUUGCGCGUGGAGGAUGAGCGAAAACUGGAGGUAUUUGACCACCACUGCUCUAGGACCAUCCUUCACAUGAAGCACACCGACUUCGUCUCAAAUGAGACAGCCCCCACCCGCUGCAACAUCGCAAGGAUAACUCAGACCGUCCAAGAAAGACAACUGAGGUGGUUCGGGCAUGUUCUUCGUCGUCCACCUCAGGAGCUCAGUGUUACUGCCCUAGAUCCGGCACCGUUGCCCCAUUGGAGGCGUCGAAGAGGGGGUCAGUUCAAAACCUGGCUCGACACAGUUCAUCAAGACAUGAAGGUGGUUCUUGGACCUUCGGUAUUCGGUCUCCGUCGCUGGCGAAGGGAAUGGGUUCGGCUGUGCAGAUCUGCUGCCGCGGAUCGUCACGCGUGGAGGGGUACAGUUCGUGACAUCAUCGAGGCCGGCUAGAUCAUGCAUGAUCGCAGCCGUAUCAAGUACAAGUAUACUUUUGAGUGCAUGGCCCUUGUCCCACGCCAUUAUUCUAACAAAGUUACGUGCUCUCUUCUGAAUGAUAGCUGGCUGAUUCCAAUAGUGUCGGCAUGGCUAAAGGUCGUGCAUUCCCGUUGGUCGAUCUAUUAUUUAUCCUUCCCAUUUGACAGAAAGUAUCAACGAGGCAGCAAAAGCUGUCCACUACUCAAAUAAUUUCACAGAAGCGAUCUGCAUUCGAUCCCUCCCAUCCUCUCGCUCCCCUUGAGAACGGGUGCUGCCUACCGAUUAUUGUGCUUUCGUAUUGUUAGAUUUCAAACCAACCCCUUAAGUUUCAGCAAUUAUGUCAUUUUUUAAAAUGGACACUAUAACAACUACUUCUCGCUCAUAGCCGUUUUCAACCGACAAUACCCCCUAGGGAUUGGGGUCGUGUCCACUGCGUUACCGCACGUGACAAAUUCGACACAAUCGGCCGAGUUCGAGUAUAGGCGACCACCUGGCAAUAACUUUAGUCCGUCGGUCCUGAUUCCAAGGCGAAAAUACACAUUUUGUCUCAUUGUUAAGUUCUCCAUCUAGGGCUCAUCGCAACUGUCACCUAGUGACAAGUAGUCAUCGGUUAACAUCUCUGUCAUGGACGGCAUGAAAAGGCUUCCCUGAAUUGACCCUGAAUGGUUGUGCUAGAUGAUGUUUUUUAGACCCGAAUAUGAUCCUAAGUUGACUCUUAGUAAUUUUGCAUCAGGGCAUUGCGCCUACCAAUCAUGUCAUCACUCCCCAAUCUCUGAGCGCAUUACGUCAAACUCUGCGAAAUAGCUGCCUAAGUGGACAACGGUUAACUACACUGGAAAAUUGGACGAACUCCGAAGUACGUAAGGUGAAACCAGAGAAGUGGCUUUGAUUUGCCACUUUUUGAUAUUUGAAGAAAACAGCAAAGUGUUCUUGGUGUCUGUAACUGUGCGGAAAGUUGGUUGGACCGCCAGAAGAACCGAAGUAAGGAAUAAAGAGGAUUUGGGUACAAAAAAGAGGUCAAUCUCAAAGGUCUCCUGACUGUUUCACCGACCCCUUGCCUCCUUUUUUUAGAACAGCACCAGCUGUGCUUCCCAUGCGAUCACCGAAAUACUACUCCCUGGUGCCCAAGCUUCUGUCCACAGGUGUUCUCUCCGAAAUGGGCCCGAGUGAAGGUACAUUCUAAUGCGAAUUCUCAGUUUGCUCUUGCAGUGUCGGAUGAGCUGCUGCUCAAGUAAAUCGUCUUCGGGAAUUUCACUUUUAUCGCAUGCAGACUUUACGGCGCGUUUGGCCAUAUUUUAUUUAUGGCUCUAAAUUACGUGGAACAAAAAGCGGUCAUUAAGGAGGUAUCAGAAACAGGGAGGUCGAUCUACAAGGUAGGUAACCUCCUCUCUACUGCGACUUUUGCCUUUUCUGAAAGGUUUCUGGAAAGUCUUCACUGCACACUUACCUGUGUAGUUGGCCGGCCCUUUUCUGCUCCUGUCUCCGCGAUGUUGAUCAGCCCGCAUCCGAUACUGAGGAGUUUUGGGUUUGAGACACCGUUUUCUCUUAUUCACCUCACCUAGUGCGCACACCUUUUAGCUGUGUCUCUUUCGGAUCGCUUGGGAAUCACUCAGGUCAAGUCCGUCUCAGAUGAUAUCGUCUCGCGUUCUAUUGAGAUCCUGUUUCAAUUCUCUUAG
Molecule: messenger RNA, 10489 nt
Organism: Spirometra erinaceieuropaei
Lineage: Eukaryota; Metazoa; Platyhelminthes; Cestoda; Diphyllobothriidea; Diphyllobothriidae
Source: the annotation of a GenBank genome assembly